This is a messenger RNA of Zonotrichia leucophrys gambelii, 589 nucleotides long. RefSeq names its product circumsporozoite protein-like. The record is from RefSeq and is a predicted model, not a curated record. Gene Ontology annotation, biological process: protein transport; vesicle-mediated transport. Gene Ontology annotation, cellular component: intracellular membrane-bounded organelle. The coding region runs from base 1 to 582 and encodes 193 amino acids. The transcript is spliced from 4 exons. NCBI's taxonomy places the organism in Eukaryota, Metazoa, Chordata, Aves, Passeriformes, Passerellidae.
AUGGUGGCGCUGAGAGUGAGGGAGGAGGAAAAGAUUUUCCUUCUUACCGGAGAAACAGACGCGGCGGCGGCGGCAUCGGGCCGGGCCGGGGGCGGCGGGAGGCGGCGGCAGCGCCAUGUCCGCGCUCUCGGGGCGGCGGCGGCGGGCGGGGCGAGGGCGGCGGGGGCCGCCGGGGCGGGCUCGGCCUGGAGGGGCGGGAAACGUGAGGGGGAAAGGGCGGGAACGGGAGGUGCCGCGCAUGCGCAGUGCGGGCGGCACCGGGGCGCCCCCUGUUGGAAGCGGGAAGCGGCGGGGCCUGGCUCUGAGUGGGGGGGGGCGGAACCGGGAACGGAACCGGGAACGGAACCGGGAACGGAAUCAGAACCGGGAUCGGAACCGGGGGGGGCCUCGGGCCGGUACCGACAUGAUUCGCUUCAUCCUGAUCCAGAACCGGCGGGCAAGACGCGCCUGGCCAAGUGGUACAUGCAGUUCGACGAUGACGAGAAGCAGAAGCUGAUCGAGGAGGUUCACGCCGUGGUCACCGUCCGGGACGCCAAGCACACCAACUUCGUCGAGUUCCGCAAUUUCAAGAUCAUUUAUUGAUGUUACG